Molecule: messenger RNA, 3820 nt
Organism: Bufo bufo (common toad)
Lineage: Eukaryota; Metazoa; Chordata; Amphibia; Anura; Bufonidae
Product: serine/threonine-protein kinase 38
Exons: 14
Coding region: 71-1468 (465 amino acids)
Biological process (GO): peptidyl-serine phosphorylation; intracellular signal transduction
Molecular function (GO): protein serine/threonine kinase activity; ATP binding
Source: RefSeq, a predicted model, not a curated record
GUGACAGAUCACAUGAUCAUGACAUCACCAAAGGUCCUUGAGCUCAGCAGGAUCUAGCAUCUACGCAGAUAUGGCUAUGACUGAGCAGACUCCAUGUUUCCCUAUGAGCAACCACACAAAGGAGCGGGUUACCAUGACCAAGAUGACGCUGGAAAACUUCUACAGUAACCUCAUCGCCCAGCAUGAAGAGCGAGAGCUCAGACAGAAGAGGCUAGAAAAAGUAAUGGAGGAAGAAGGCCUCCGAGAUGAAGAGAAAAAGAUGCGAAGGUCGGCACAUGCUCGAAAAGAAACAGAGUUUCUACGACUGAAGAGAACACGCUUGGGAUUAGAGGACUUUGAAUCCUUGAAAGUAAUAGGAAGAGGAGCUUUUGGGGAGGUCAGACUGGUUCAGAAGAAAGACACUGGUCAUGUGUAUGCAAUGAAGAUUUUGAGGAAAUCCGAUAUGCUGGAGAAAGAACAGGUUGGACACAUUCGUGCAGAAAGAGACAUCUUGGUGGAAGCGGACAGCUUGUGGGUGGUGAAAAUGUUUUAUAGCUUCCAAGACAAGCUAAAUCUUUAUCUCAUCAUGGAGUUCCUACCUGGAGGUGAUAUGAUGACCUUGUUGAUGAAGAAAGAUACACUUACAGAAGAAGAAACACAGUUUUACAUUGCCGAAACAGUGCUGGCAAUAGAUUCAAUCCACCGGUUAGGAUUUAUACACAGGGAUAUCAAGCCCGAUAAUCUUUUGCUGGACAGCAAGGGGCAUGUAAAGCUGUCUGACUUUGGACUGUGUACAGGGUUAAAGAAGGCCCACAGGACCGAUUUUUACAGAAACCUUAACCACAGUUUACCAAGUGAUGUUAAUUUUCAAAACAUGAACUCGAAGAGAAAAGCAGAGACAUGGAAACGAAAUAGACGACAACUGGCAUUUUCGACUGUAGGCACGCCAGAUUAUAUAGCACCUGAAGUUUUCUUACAGACUGGCUAUAACAAACUAUGCGAUUGGUGGUCGUUAGGAGUCAUAAUGUAUGAGAUGUUAAUUGGCUAUCCUCCAUUUUGUUCUGAGACACCCCAAGAGACAUAUAAGAAAGUUAUGAACUGGAAAGAAACAUUAACAUUUCCUCCAGAAGUUCCAAUAUCCGAAAAAGCAAAGGACCUUAUCUUAAGAUUUUGUUGUGAUUGGGAACAAAGAGUUGGGGCCUCAGGUGUAGAAGAGAUAAAAGCAAACCCUUUCUUUGAAGGUGUUGACUGGGAACAUAUAAGGGAAAGACCUGCUGCAAUACCUAUUGAAAUAAAAAGUAUUGAUGACACCUCAAAUUUUGAUGAGUUUCCAGAAUCUGACAUUCUUAAACCCAUGGGUGUUGCAAGCAGCCAUCCUGACUCUGACUUUAAGAACAAGGACUGGGUCUUCAUCAACUACACUUACAAGCGCUUUGAAGGGCUAACAGCUAGAGGAGCUAUGCCCACCUUUAGCAAACCCAGGAAAUGAUUCUAUCCCGACGUGGCCUGAUAUUCAUCUUAAACUUGCAUUUUCUUGAAAUGCUGGCAUGGAUGGUGCUGUUGUUGCUAGAAGUGCACCACUGGAAAAUCCAAGCUUCCACAUUUUUAUAGCCUCUGUCUCUUGGAGAAUGCAACAAACUGUGAAUGAUCACGGAAGGGAGUCCUGCUGCAGGUCAUCAUCCACAACCCAGUAUUGGAACAUUUGCCCCUUAGCACCGCAGGUCUCAUCUGCAGCAUUAAGGAAUAGUUGAAUUGUCUUGGCUGUGCUCUUCAAGUGAUUUGGAAGGAGGGUUACUUGGUACUCAAUGAAAGUUUGACUUGACUGUAUUCUGUCUCUACCUGUAUGUGUCUAUAGCUUUAAAAGGGUUGUGCAAGAAUGGGGGGGACCUUUGGCGACACACACUUGGCAGGACCUGUAAAGGAAAUAUUACGUACCCGCUUUGCCACUCCUUCUCCUCCAUGUCUUUAAUGCUCCACUGGGCUCCUUCAAUGUAAACAUCCGAUUUGACAUUGCUGCAGCCAAUCAUUGGCCGUAGCGGAGGCUUGAUCGCCUUGUGUCAUGUGAACAUUUGUCAUGACGUAAGGGGAGUUGGUCACUGCAGCGGCCAGUAAUUGGCUGCAACGAUGUCCUACCAGAGGGAGCCCAGCGGGAGCAUCGCAGGCCUGGAGGAGAAGGAGCGGGAAGCAGGUAAGUAAUUUUUCAUUUACAGGUCCAGCCAAAUUGAGGGGUAUUGCCCCCUCCCUUCCUCAUACUUUCACAGCUCCUUUGAAGGGAAACGGUCAUGAGCUUCAAUGAGUAUAAAAUACUGACAGGCUCCCUGUUCACAAACGGCUGCAGCCAUUCAGAAAAAAAGUUUAAAAAUGAGCUAGAAACAAGAAGAGACAUGGGUGCGGCUCUCUGCUGGCUUUUUCAGGCCGACUUGAUUGACCGGUCUCUCUCUAUGCACAGAUAAUGAGAGAUCUGUUAAUCAAGCCAAGCUAUUCAAGGAGUCGCCCCUUGUCUCAUCUCCCUGUUCUCGGCUAGUUUUCAAACUAUGUCUUCUAUGACGGGCCACAGUAUUUGAGAGUAAGAAGUAGUUGAUUGUGAACCUGGAGCCUGUCGUUAUUUCAUGCGGCCUGUGGUUACUGCACCAUGAAGGUCCUGAGAGGUUCCCUUUAAGAACGAUGUUUAGCUCCAGCUUUAUUAUGCACUUAUACAGCGUUAACUUGCGUAGGUAUGUAUGAUCCUUUAAGUCAACAAACUUGGUAUUUGGGACCCUAUUUCAUGCGAGUGUGUGUUUUUGGACUUGGCCUAUUUAUUUACAGUCAUUUGUAUAUUCAAGAAAUAUGUUCUUAGACAUAAUCACGUGUGAAAUAUUUGGAUUUUUUUCCCUUCAUUUCUUUAAGAAUGUUGUUUGCUAUAAAAUGGCAUAAAAGUGCUUUUUUUGUUCUUUUUCCAGUGGGAUGCACAAUCUGAAUGUGGUGCCUUACUCAUAAAAGGGCUUCGUUUUCAUACGGCUGUAUUUUCAUUGUCCUUAUGGUCUCUUUUCAGUGGAUCUGUGCUAUUUAAAUGGUUGUCUGUGAUUUCAUCUCUAAGAAAAGAUGGUGUUAGGGGGUGUUCUAGAGUUGGAACUUUUUUUUUUUUUUUUUUGGAGAAUGUGGUUGACUAAUUUUUUCAAGCCUUAAUGCAAAUGCAUGCUGGUGUUUCUCGUCAGCAUCAGCAAUAGAUUCACACUCAAGACCAGGGGAACCUAGUUGACUUCAGGUCACCGGAGAGAUUGGUAGCCAGCGUGGAACAAAGCCGCAGUCCUACAAGUGAUCAGUAGACAUGCCCAUUGAUCGACAUUAGUACUUACAACAUAAGGUUGUACUUUAUUCUUGACAUUCUUAAAGUGGACCUAUCUCCUCUCCUGACAUGUCUGUUUUAGUAACUACUUUCCUUCCCCAUCUAAUAACAAUUGUGGGCCCUCUUUUUUUUUAGAACUAUACGUUGUGCCAUUCCUAUGUUCCUAUUAGAAGUUUAUGAAUAAAUGUCAAGCUGGAUGUUACCAUUUUUUGGUGUGUCGCUGCACAGUCUGCCAUUGUACAAUCGUCGCUGUCAGUGGCAUGACUGUGCAGGGGCAUACACCAACAGGUAACACCCAAUUCCACAUUUAUUAAUAAAUGUCUAGCAGGAAUAAUAAAGGAAUGGCACAACUUACAGUUAUAAGAGAAAAUGUCAGGAGAGGUGACGGUCCCUCUUUAAUAUGUUUUUGAUGAUCAAAGGUUUGGGUUUCCUUUUUUGAGAAACUAUGCUAAGACCUUGGUAAUACUUAUCACUAAAUCUGUUUAAGGCUACAUUCACACAACUGUAUAUGUUUUG